Pestalotiopsis fici W106-1 is the source of this 1776-nucleotide messenger RNA. RefSeq lists its product as uncharacterized. The coding region runs from base 1 to 1776 and encodes 591 amino acids. The record is from RefSeq and is a predicted model, not a curated record. Lineage: Eukaryota; Fungi; Ascomycota; Sordariomycetes; Amphisphaeriales; Sporocadaceae. The transcript is spliced from 2 exons. Gene Ontology annotation, molecular function: FAD binding; oxidoreductase activity.
AUGAUUUAUCUUGUCUUCAUCACCUUUUUAGUAGGGGCUCUAGGCCAGAGCUCUUGCAAACUAACACCCUCGGACGACUCCUGGCCAAAUGUUGCAGAAUGGGCUACUCUAAACGACACCAUCGACGGGACACUCAUCCAGACCCGGCCGGCAGCGUCAUCAUGUUACGAUGGCAACCCUUUCAACUCGUCCCUCUCCUGCGACUUUGUCGAAUCUAAUUGGACAUCAUCCGCCUUCCAUGCUUCCAUUCCCGAAUCGGUCGACUAUCCCAUUUUUGCAAACAAUUCAUGUUUGCCGCCAGGCGCGACUGGUUAUAAUACAUCUCUGCUAGGAUGCCACAUUAGUGGUUUUCCACUGUUUGUCGUCAAUGCCACCAAUGCACAGCAGAUUUCCACGGCAGUUGCAUGGGCAGCUGCCCGUGAUAUUCGCGUGGUUGUCAAGGGUACAGGUCAUGACUUGAAUGGCAGAUCCGCUGGUGCUUAUGCGCUCUCGAUAUGGACUCACAACCUGAAAACUAUACAAUAUCAGAAUGGAUGGCAAGUCCCUGGCGGUGGAGUCGAUGAUGUCUUUAUUGUUGGCAGCGGCAAUAACUGGGGCGAGAUCACAACAGCGGCUGCCGCGGUGGGACGCGUCUGUAUCAGCGGGCAAGACGCGACUGUAGGUCUGGGCGGUUUCAUUCAGGCUGGCGGUCACGGUCCUCUUUCCAGUCAUUACGGUCUGUCGGCGGAUAACCUAUACCAAGCCACUGUCGUCUUGGCAUCUGGAGAAAUUCUAGUUGCAAACGAGGUCGAGAACCCAGAGCUACUGUGGGCAAUUCGUGGUGGUGGCCCGGGACAAUUUGGCAUUGUCACCGAGUAUGUGCUUCGGUCGCACCCCAUCCCGGAGACUGUGGUGGAAGCAACAAUCACAAUGUCUCUGGCAGCCAACAGCACAGCAUAUAAUUCAACCUGGGCCGGUCUAGCGGCUUUCAUGAAGAGCCUUCCAGACUCCAUGGAUGCUGGCUUGACUGGCAAUGGCUACGCCAGAUCGACGCCGUCUCAAAUUUCCGGCCUCUCCAUGACAUACUUUGGCUACAACAUGACGACUGAGAAUAUCACUUCUCUGUUGGAACCUGUACGGUCGUCUAUACUGGCUCAAGGACUGAACAGUUCCCUCGAAGUCACAAUGAGCGAGCCCACCCUUUACCCAAGCUAUAUGGACUUUUUCAACUACUUGCAGUCCACUGCAAGCGGUGCCGGUGCAGCCAGUCUAGUUUCAAGCCGUGUUCUCGGCCGAGCCGAUCUGUCAGAUCUGUCCACAUGCCGCUUGCAAUACCAUCUGCGACAGGUCAUGCAAGGGCAAGUGGAAGGCAGCGGAUCGAUGCUCGUCAUUGGUCUACAAGGUGGAAAGGGUCCGGCCGAGGUAGAGGAUCGCAUGCGCGGUGCAUUGAACCCAGCGUGGCGUACAGGUUACGUGCACAGCAUUGUGACGGGAUCCAGCCUUGAUCUCACGAUCCCACCGCAAGAUGCACUGGAGGCAGCUGCGGCCUGGACAGAGGAGGUCAAGGAGACGGCCUGGCGGGAGUGGGCACCCACAGCUGGCGCAUACAUCAAUGAGGCCAACCCAUACUCUUCCUCCUUUGCGCAAGAUUUCUAUGGCGAGAACUAUGAUCGUCUGGUAGAGCUGAAGCAAAAGUAUGACCCUACCAACACUCUCUUUGCCCUUUCUGGCAUUGGUAGUGAUGAGUGGGACUACAAUCUCACCACUGGCAAGUUGUGCCGUUCCACUUCGGUAUAA